This is a messenger RNA of Pseudomyrmex gracilis, 7839 nucleotides long. Its product is annotated as sushi, von Willebrand factor type A, EGF and pentraxin domain-containing protein 1-like. The coding region runs from base 628 to 7305 and encodes 2225 amino acids. Gene Ontology annotation, molecular function: calcium ion binding. Lineage: Eukaryota; Metazoa; Arthropoda; Insecta; Hymenoptera; Formicidae. The transcript has 32 exons. The record is from RefSeq and is a predicted model, not a curated record.
UACAUUACAAUUAAAUUAAUUACAACUAAUUAAAAUUAAUGCUUGUUGAAUUGUAUGUACAUGUAACGCCGUUUACUCGUUAAACCCGGCAUAAUCGAAUUGUUCCGAUAAGAGCCGACAAGAGUCUGUGAACAGUUGGCGAAGACAAAUCGCCUGACGAGCACACACACGCACGUGGAAAAAAAAAACAACUUGAAUCGAACAGAAGCUCCCUUGUUCUCGGCGAUCUUCCUCGCUUUAUGCUCUUCCGCGCGACUCUGUCUUUCAGUAGCGCUUCGUCUUCAUGCACAACCAGCCUCCGUCUCGUUAGCCUCUUCUCGGCUUUCACAAUCGCGCGCGCGGCAAUUUACGACAAAUACCAACGUAUACAAUUCCGUUCCGCAAUCGUCAUCCCGCGCGAUUAUGACGACAAACGUGAAAGUUACGUGCACAAUUCUCGAAACGACCGAUAAACUUUUUUAUUAGAGAACGCACAAUUUUCUUGCUUCGGUCAGCGGAAAGUGUUGGAGAUCGCAGGAUGCGCUUGUCCGACGUUUCUCGCGCGCUUCCAACGACAAGUUGAUUUCCAGUUCAAUUAUGUUGAAGUUCUGAACGCACGUGGGCGAGCAAUUGUGAGGUAUAACGGAGAUGGAGUUCUUCGAGGUUUUGUUACUGAUAGUCGGCGCGAUAUCUGUAGUUUCGUGUCGCGCGGUCGAUGCGAGCGAAGGAUCCGGCUUGGAAAUCGGCCUGAACGAGAACAACGUGACGUCGACGUUUCUGAAUUUUGGUCAGAAGACCAACGGGAGUCAGCGUUACUGGUACGAACACCUGGACGAUGCCGACCGAGUGCUGAAGAGCAAAGCCGAUAUUCUAUCCCGACUUCUGAAGAUGCACAUAGAUCGUUUGCGAAACAAAACCGAUCAGGUGGAACUGGUGUUUCUGGUGGACGCGUCCGAUUCGGUCGGUGCGGAAAAUUUUCGCAGCGAGCUCAACUUCGUGACGAAGCUCCUGGCGGAUUUUACGGUGGACACGUGGGCCGCACGUGUCGCGGUGGUCACUUUCGGCGGCAGAGGCAGCGUUUAUCGCAAUGUCGAUCAGAUUUCGAGACACGGAUCGAACGAUCACAAGUGUUACUUGUUGAACAAGCAAUUCAGUAACAUCACUUACAGCGGCGGCGGCACGUACACACGCGGCGCCCUUUUCGAAGCGUUAGCGAUUCUCGAGAAAGGCCGCGUGACCGCGAACAAGGUGGUGUUUCUGAUAACCGACGGCUUCAGCAACGGCGGUGACCCGCGACCCGCGGCCAAUCUCUUGAAGAACACUGGCGCGACCGUGUUCACGUUCGGCAUCAGAACGGGAAACGUCGAGGAGCUGCACGACAUCGCCAGCUCGCCUGGGUACACGCACAGCUACCUACUCGACAGCUUCGCCGAGUUCGAGGCUCUGGCGCGACGCGCCUUGCAUCGCGACUUGAAGACCGGACAAUACGUGCCCGUGACUCUGCCGACCGACUGCAGCAGUCUCUGCGCGGAAAACACGGCGAAUCGAAGCUGCUGCGACGAUCUGGCGACCUGCACGUGCGGCACCACGACCGGACAUUACGCCUGCAUCUGCCCGCCAGGCUACUUCGGUUCCGGUCUGAAGGGCUUUUGCCAACCUUGUCCGAACGGGACUUAUACUUCCGGCGACAGUUCCGGGGAUUCCACCGCUGCUUGUGCAUCCUGCCCAGAUGUGAAUCACGUCACUAUCAAAGUUCCCGCUGUCUCGGCGAGCGAUUGCGUGUGCGCCUCCGGAUUUUCCACGGACGGUUCCAAAUGCGACGCAAUAACAUGCUCGAAGCUGAAGGUCCCCGAGAACGGCUAUCUGGUGAAAGCGAGCGCCUGCAGCAACGUGGUGCACGCGGCGUGCGGCAUAAGGUGCAGAAUCGGUUUUCAUCUCACAGGCGACAGCAUCCGACUUUGCGGGAAGGACGGCGCUUGGUCCGGCAACGAGCCGCAGUGUUUGCUGAAAACGUGCCCGGCCCUUCGCGCUCCCGCGCACGGCCACGUGAAAUGCGAGCACGACGAGGAUUACCAGCAUCAAUUCGAGGAGAAUUCCACCGUCUAUCCGAUCGACACCCGGUGCCAGUUCAAGUGCGACGUUGGUUAUCAACUUCGCGGCAGCAAAGUGCGCAACUGUCUGCCGUUGUCCCGUUGGGACGGUCUGAAAGUUACUUGCAAAGCUGUGAAGUGCGAACCACUGCUGCAAGUCGCGAACGGCAACAUCACGCCGGAAAUUUGCACCGGUCCGGAAAAAGUGCCGUUCGCCACCAAUUGCACGAUCACCUGCAACGAAGGUCUCGUUCUGGAAGGACCUUCCAAACGAUCCUGCAACGGACGCACAGGAAUUUGGUCGCAGCGUCACAGCGUUAAUCGAUGUGUGGACAAACUGCCACCUUCUGUAAAAUGCCCGCGCGAUAUUGUCGCGGAAACCGCAAAGGGCCAAAAUUACGCGUACGUGAACUGGACGACACCCGAGGUGACCGACAACGCGGACGCGUCGCCUAUUUUGUGGACGAAACCGCACAUCGUUUUUCCGUGGAAAGCGAAGAUCGGCAUGCGCAUUGUCGUGUACAUAGCGCAAGAUGCGAGUGGCAACAAAGCCAGAUGCAAGUUCAAAGUUAAAGUCGUCGACAGAGAACCACCGAUGAUCGAGAACUGCGUCGACCCGCCAACGUUUUACACCGAUCUGGACAGCGGUCUCGAUAACGUGACCUGGAACGAGCCCGUGUUCUACGACAAUUCACGAGUUGCGGUGCAGGUUAAUCAAAGUCACCAGCCCGGCAAGGAUGUUUUUCCAAUCGGCCGUACGAAGAUUUACUAUAAUGCCACCGACAAGUACAACAAUCGGGCAACUUGCGUGUUGAACAUCACGGUGGAAGAUGUGUGUAAAAAUUUAACAACACCCGUGAAUGAGUCGAUGAUCGAGCACUUUAACACUGUCAACGACGAGUUACUGUUGAAAUGUAACUCGAGCAAUCAGCUAUGGGAGUACAAUUAUCUGCCGGAAUAUUCUGAAACGCAAAUUCCAAAAAUGAUAUCUCAAGAAGGAAACGUGAUAUUACAAGGCGACGGGAAUACGAUGUGCGACAAUCAAACUGCUCUCCACAAAUUAAGUAAUUAUAUCGCUAACGACUUGAAAUCAAAGUUACUGGACAUUUGCGGCAACGAUAUUGAGUGUAAUUUGGUCAACUUCGAGCCUGAAUGCGAGAACGAUCUCUCGUCUUCGAAUAAUUUAGAAAACAACUUGAUCAGAAGACGAAGACAUUAUCCCAACCGCCUUCGGUCUUUCGGAAACGACAAGAUGAUGAUAAUCAAAAACCUGAUACGCGUAACUAGAGGGAAUUCCGAGUCUAAUAAGAACAAAGCCACUUCUAAGAGAAAAAGAGACAAAAUAGAGAUCAAAUUCAAGUUUAUCGGUAAAAUAAUCGAGGAGAAUUUUGAGAAUCCGAGGCGCGGAGUGCAGAAGUUGAGGGAGAAGAUCGACGCGAUGACGCAUAUCGGAAAGCUGGACUUGCUCAAUAACAAAACCAAUCAGGAGAUCGCGAAGCUCGCUUUGAAUCUGCAUCUCGUUUUCAAGGAACCUCAGGUUCUCUGCGAUCACGGAAGUAUGCUGAGAAAAUACAGUUGCGUAAAAUGUUCCGCGGGCACUUUUUACAAUUUAUCCUCUCGAGCUUGCCAGCCGUGUUCGUUCGGGCAGUAUCAGAACGCGACUGCCGCGCUGGAGUGCAAAUCUUGUCCGGAGAACACUUUCACAAAGAGGAUGCACGCGAAGUCGUUGAAAGAUUGCAUUCCCAUAUGCCGACCAGGGUAUUACUCCCGACGCAAACGUUAUCACGGAUCGCGUUUAGCGCUGGAGCCGUGCUUCGCGUGCGAUUUCGGAUUUUAUCAGCCGAGCUACGGACAGACGCAAUGCACGCCGUGUCCGUCGAACACGACAACGGAGAGUCGCGGCUCCGCAAAUGCGAGCGAUUGCGUGUUGAUGCGCGACAAGGAAAUCGACGAUUGCCGGACGGAUCCCUGCUUGAACGCGGGACGAUGCGUUCAAGACGAAAGUGGUUACGUUUGCGAAUGUCAGAAUUAUUACGUGGGAUCGAAAUGCGAGGAGCUGAAAGAUCCGUGCGCCUCCUCGCCGUGUUUGAACGAGGGAACGUGUAAGAUGCAACGACACUCCAACAGCUCCGUGACUUACGAGUGCGCGUGCAAAAGCAGUUACACGGGCGUCAAUUGCGAAAUUUACGUGGAUGAGUGUUCUACUGAUCCUUGCCAGAAUAAUGGAAAAUGCGUGAGCACCGAGAGCGAUUUCACUUGCGAAUGCAACGACGGGUUCGAAGGCCAAUUUUGCGAAAUUUCGAUGGACCACUGCGAGCUGAUACCAUGCGAGGAAGGAUCCACGUGUCGCACCGCGAACGGAACGUGGCAUUGCCACUGCAAGCCCGGAUUCCUGGGCCGUCACUGCAGUCUGCUGCCCUGCGACUGGAUACCGUGUCACGCGAACGCGAUUUGUCUGAACGUCAAGGAAGAGAACGCGACGCGCAAUAGUUACAGAUGCGAGUGUCCGGACGGAUACACGGGAGCGGACUGUACGAUCAAGAUCGAUUACUGCGAGAGCUCGCCUUGCUCGAACAACGGGAAUUGCGUCAAUCACGUUGGCAAUUACACGUGCGACUGUCACGUUCCUUUCGCAGGACGCAACUGCGAAAUCGAAUUGUCGUCCGAUUACGUGAUGCACUUCGCGAGGUCCGGCACUACGGACUACGUCGUCGUUAAAGGACCCGCGAACGAUCUCUCUCAACUGUCCGUUUGCCUGUGGUUGCAAUCGACAGAUACCUUCAAUUACGGUACAGUGCUGUCGUACGCGACAACGUUCCACGAUAACGUCUUCACGUUGACCGAUUACAACGGAUUCGUCUUGUACGUUAACGGAGAGAAAAUCGUGACCGACGUUAAAGUCAACGACGGUUACUGGCACUUCCUCUGUAUCGUCUGGGAGAGUCAGUACGGUUCCUGGCGCGUGUUCGUUGACGGAAUUCUCAAGGACAGUGGCUUCCGCUUAGCUCAGAAAACUGUCAUACAAGCAAACGGAUCUCUCGUCAUCGGGCAGGAACAGGAUCGACUGGGUGGCGGUUUUUCCGAAUCGGAAGCGUUUCUGGGAAAGCUCAGCAUGCUGGACAUGUGGGACGUCAUUCUGGACGAGGAUAACGUCACCGCUUUGUGGAACAGCUGCGAGAAGUAUCACGGAAAUCUCGUAGCCUGGGCGCAGAUGCAGCAAUAUAUUCACGGUGACGUUGUGAUCUUAGCUAGCCCGUUUUGUCGUGGCUGCCCUUUACCCGUAGUACCCUCCAGAGGUAACAUUAAGGUGAGCGAGGAUCUGUCGGAGGUGACGUAUUACUGCGAUAACGGGUACGUGAUGCAGAUCGGCGACGAGGAACGUCGCUCCUUCGUGCGGAGGUGUCUCAAGCACGGCCAGUGGGAAGGAUACACCACGCCGAGCUGCACGAAAAUUAAGUGCGGCUUUCCGGGAUACUUUCCGCGCGGACUGAUUCACGGCCGACAGUAUUCGUUCGGUGACGAAAUCCAUUAUUCCUGCGCCGACGGCUACGAGCUUCGCGGAAAUCCUCAUCGAAUUUGCAAUUCCGAGGGAAAAUGGACCGGACUGCCACCGAUCUGCAUAGGAACAACAUGCAAGAACUUACUCGCGCCGGAGAACGGUGAUAUAGAGUACAUCCUGGAGGAAAAUGAGAGAGACGAUCUCACGAUACUGCAGGCCGGCCAGCAACUGGAGUUCAAGUGCGAUUCUGGAUAUCGUUUGACGGGAGAAAAAUAUCUGACUUGUUUGGACACCGGUGUUUGGGAUCACGACAGACCGUUUUGCGCGCCUUACGGAUGUCCACCGCCGAAAAAAUUAGAACACGGCUACCUUGUUCUCCCGAAUUCUGACAAGUCCAACGGAACCUCCGCGGAUCCGGAGGAAAACUCGAUCGACGAUCCUUCCGCGAGGACGUAUCAUUACGGCGUCGUCGUCGGAUUCUCCUGCCGUCGCGGCUACAAGUUUCGCGGCAAUCACAAUUUAUUGACGGAAUUUAAACUACAGUGUUCCUUAAACGGCACCUGGACCGGUGUCGUUCCCGAUUGUGUUCCCCGGACGUGUUCCCGACCAGAUCGUGUGAAAAACGCGAAGCUCUUCUUCAAGAAACGAGACAACAUCACGAUCGAGAUUCCCGAGAAUGAGAGCAAAGCGACGGAAGAAGACGCUGCGGAAAUGUUCGUUUCCGGCGCGGAGAUUGUUGUUGUCUGCGAUCCGGGAUACGAGUUGGACGGAGACGAGGUCAGAACGUGUACCGAGGAAGAGAGUUGGUCCUCGAUUUCCGUUUCUUGCGUUCCGCGUAACUGUUCCGUCGGCGAUCAUCCGGUUUUUAAACUUCUUGAGAAACUAGAGAACGAAACCGUUUUCGUAAACGACACGAUAACAUCGUUUAAAUUCGAUGAAGAACGAUACGGCACAGGAAAUGUCACCAGCGUGUACAAAAGUUUCGAGAUUUUUGUUGAGGGAAACAGUUACGGGCAAGAACUGGUGUUAUCGUGUCAAAAUAACAUGCAGAUGAAUUUGGAUAAGUUGCUUUUGAAUGAGACGAUCUUUAAUGUAACGUGGAGGUGCAACGACGCCGCAAAAUGGGAGGAUACGAAUUUGUCGCUAGAGGAACCCUCGCUCGAGCUGCUGCUGAACGAUUCGACGUACAUCUGCGAUAGAUCGUGCGCGUCUCCGCAGGCACCGGAAUACGGAUAUAUCGAUAAUGACAAUAACACCGACAACAGUCGCAUGGCGAUCGACAGUGUCGUUGUUUUCAAAUGCCGUCACGGAUACGUUCUCGAAGGGAACGAGCGAUCCGUUUGUCUGCCGAACACCACGUGGUCCGCUUCGCCUUAUUGCAAACCUGUAACAUGUGGCAAUCCGCCGAUUCUCGCAAACGCGAUGUUGAAGUCGGACAUUGGCGUGAAACAGAACUUCACUUUCGGCAACAUGAUAUCUUAUCAGUGCGUUUCGGGUUAUCGCGUAUUCGGACAAACAAGCUCGAGAUGUUUAGGAAGUGGAAAAUGGUCCAAAACGACAGGCAGAUGCUCGAAAAUAUCUUGUGGCAAACCGCAGAUUCAACCGGGAAUCAAGCUCCACGGCCGUUCGUAUCUGUUCCAGGAUCAAUUGACGUACGUGUGUCCAAAUGGUAAAAAGCAGGGAAUGAUUACUUGUCAAGCUGACGGAAAAUGGAGCGAAAUGCCGCAAUGCAAGUAAAACGCGCGCAACUCUCACGACAGUUUUGCGAAAGAUUUGGUAAGGGUUUUCUUUUUGUGAAGGUGAAUAAUCUUCCACUUUUGUAACAACACAUAUGUUUUUAUUUGUUUUUGUUUUUUUUCUGAUCUCUUAUAUAUCAAGAUUCACGAAUAAUAUAGAAAACGUAAUUACAGUCUUAUCGCGAAAUAAAUAAGUUUGUAGGAUUUUCGAGAGUAGUACAGAGAGAGAUAUGCGAUAAUUAUCUUAAAUCUGUAAAUAUUUAUGCACAAUUUACGCUUCAGUAUCAAUUUUAAAAUACCCGAGAGAGGAGAGUAUACAUAUCUUUUAUUGGAAAAAGUUAAUGUAUAUUCGUACAAAUAAUUCUCGUCUCAAAAAUUGGCAUUGUUGAACUCGCACAGUCGAGAAAGACAGAGUUCCGUCUGUACUGGCCGUGAGAUAUAUCUUCAUUAGUAUUUCGCAAAGUUGUACAUUCAGUUUGUGUGUUUUUUUCCCACGUUUUUCGAAAUAGAAAUGGAAAUAAAAAAAAAAAAAAAA